CUGGACUGGGAGUUCUGAGGGAAGCGGAGUGAAGUGGUGGGGAUGCGGCGGCGGCACUGACAAUGAGUUUUCUUGGAGGCUUUUUUGGACCCAUUUGUGAGAUUGAUGUUGUCCUUAAUGAUGGGGAGACUAGGAAAAUGGCCGAAAUGAAAACUGAAAAUGGCAAAGUAGAAAAACACUAUCUUUUCUAUGACGGAGACUCCGUUUCAGGAGAGGUAAACCUAGCCUUUAAGCAACCUGUAAAGAGGCUAGGGCACCAAGGAAUUAGAAUUGAAUUUGUAGGUCAAAUUGAACUUUUCAAUGACAAGAGUAAUACUCAUGAAUUUGUAAACCUAGUGAAAGAACUAGCCUUGCCUGGAGAAUUGACUCAGAGCAGAAGUUAUAAUUUUGAAUUUAUGCAAGUUGAAAAGCCGUAUGAAUCUUACAUCGGUGCCAAUGUUCGCUUGAGGUAUUUUCUUAAAGUGACAAUAGUAAGAAGACUGACAGACUUGAUAAAAGAAUAUGAUCUUAUUGUUCACCAGCUUGCCACAUAUCCUGAUGUUAACAACUCAAUUAAGAUGGAAGUAGGCACUUAUGAUUGUCUACACAUAGAAUUUGAAUAUAAUAAAUCAAAGUAUCAUCUAAAGGAUGUGAUUGUUGGAAAAAUUUACUUUUUAUUAGUAAGAAUAAAAAUCCAACAUAUGGAGUUGCAACUGAUCAAAAAAGAGAUCACAGGAAUUGGAUCCAGUACCACCACAGAAACAGAAACAAUUGCUAAAUAUGAAAUAAUGGAUGGCGCACCAGUAAAAGGUGAAUCAAUCCCAAUAAGACUAUUUUUAGCAGGAUAUGAUCCAACCCCCACAAUGCGAGAUGUGAACAAAAAAUUUUCAGUAAGGUACUUUUUGAAUCUAGUCCUUGUUGAUGAGGAAGACAGAAGGUACUUCAAGCAGCAGGAGAUCAUUUUAUGGAGAAAAGCUCCUGAAAAAUUGAGGAAACAGAGAACAAACUUUCACCAGCGAUUUGAAUCACCAGAAUCACAGGCAUCUGCUGAACAGCCCGAAAUGUGAACUGAAGAGGAGAAAAAAAGAGAAGCAAAAAACUCCUAUGUCCAUUGAGAUGAAGUUCAGCUUGUUAAAGAUGGCUGCAGCUUGUGGGGGUGGGGGGCAAAACUCCAUUUAUAAUAGUCUUCCUUUAUCUUACAGUGCUGCAUUUAUUUUAUGAUACAACUAAAUGUUCUUCAUGUAUAUACAUUUAAAAAAAGCGCUUUCUUUGAAACACUGGAACUUUCUUAAGCUGCCGUUUUUUUCUUUCCUUUUUUUUUUUAACUGCAUACUUUGACCUGAUGAUAAGCACCCAGAUAUGCAUAAACAUAAACAUUAAAGAUUUUCAUGUGAGUAGGC
Molecule: messenger RNA, 1379 nt
Organism: Mustela lutreola (European mink)
Lineage: Eukaryota; Metazoa; Chordata; Mammalia; Carnivora; Mustelidae
Product: vacuolar protein sorting-associated protein 26A-like
Exons: 2
Coding region: 63-1046 (327 amino acids)
Biological process (GO): retrograde transport, endosome to Golgi; intracellular protein transport
Cellular component (GO): retromer complex; endosome
Source: RefSeq, a predicted model, not a curated record